Messenger RNA from Chelonus insularis, 3588 nucleotides. Its product is annotated as probable serine/threonine-protein kinase MARK-A. Bases 1030 to 2817 code for a protein of 595 amino acids. NCBI's taxonomy places the organism in Eukaryota, Metazoa, Arthropoda, Insecta, Hymenoptera, Braconidae. The record is from RefSeq and is a predicted model, not a curated record. The transcript is spliced from 4 exons.
GCUUGUGGAUCAGUCUAACGCCGGUAAUUGUCAUGAGCGGGUGUUUCGCUGAGUGUUUUUGUGUAUAAAUAAACAUUACAAAAAUAGACAUCAAAAAUUAAUUAAUUCAUUAAAUAAUUCAGUUAAUUGGUCAAAAAUUCAUUCAUCAAUCAAUAAAUAAGAUACAUGCAAGUUACGUCAAUAAUUUUGUUGCAAACAUAACUCAAGUGACACUUACACCAAAACAAUUGUAUCAAUAAACAAUGAAUAUUAAUUAACUGUAUUGAUUUAUCCAUAAAAGGUAAACUUGAAAAUUCCAGGAGUCCAAGGAAAUUGUUCUAUAUUCGAGUCAAAUAUUCAACCGGAUAAAAAUGACUUAGAUGUCAAUCGUAAUGAAUUAAUUAAAAGAAAUGGCGUUGUGUAUGACAAGUUAAUGAUAGUGGAUAAGAAAUUUAAAAGAAGAAUGACAACGAGUGAAAUAAUACAUUAAUUAAUGAAUAAAUGUUUGAUUGAGAUUAAAAUUAAAUAAGAGUGGGUAACAGACAAGUUAUUCUUGUGUUAUUAUGUGCGAUGAAGCGUGCAGGUUGUUGAAAAUGCGACUGCAAUAAAACGGAUCCGAGGUCAUUGAGUAAAAGUGUUUUUGCUUCAAGCAAUAGAUUCAAUUAUUAUUUAUCGAUUCCACUCGGAAUUAAUCGAUGAUGCUGUAAGUUAAGACAAACUGUACUAACAAUUCUUGGAUAUUCUAUUCUUUUUGAUUUAUUCAAGUAUGUUUAUCAACUCCUAGAAUUGGCAAUAAUAAAUCAUAUUAAUAUCCAAGCACAUAAGACGAGAAACAGCCAAAUCCUUGGCGUUAUUUGCAGUUGUAAACACAGGGAACGUUGAUGGAGAGAAAAGAAUUUUGUUUUGAUUGCACGAUGGUGAAUGAUUAUAAUGUUAUGAAGAAAAAGAAGAUCGAUUAAUAUAAUGCGUGGAAUUGAGUGGUAUAAAAUUAUUUUGGUUAAAGUGUAGAGAGUGUGUUUAGAGUGCAUUUAGAUGGAAUAAAACAUCAAGAUGAUGAUGGCACCACAGGUCGUGGGUGUUUUAUUGAAGAAGCCUGGUCAACAAAAUCAUCCAUGUGCUCCAUUACCAUCUUUAGCUCCUCCAGACACUAAAAUACGAGGUGAGCUUUACGUGGAGGACUUAGGUGAAAGGAGAAUGGUAUCGAUCAGGAUGGGUUGGCUGUGGGUCGAGGGAACACCAAUGAGACUUGCACUAAGGGCACUGAACCUUCGCCAGGCAUCACCAGGAAUAUGUCAACCUCAUGCACUAGCACUAGGAUUUACUCUUAGUAAUUCUAAAGGCGAUCAUUUGGCAACAUUUUGGGCGGACACUGAGCCAAUUUACUGGUCAUGGGUCAGAGCAAUAGCAGCAGAGUUGGUUCGACAGACACCAUUUCGUGCCCAACGGUGUCUCAAUUUUCUUGAAAUACUUAUGAUCUGUCCACGAGGGCCACUUCCACUUCCUGAAAGUCCCUUGGACUCUAGAAGACGCUCUAGGAGUGAACUUCGAUGCUGGUUAGGUGAUUCAUCUUCAGAGAAAGAUAUCAUUUCUCCUACGAUUUUAGACGAUACAAGGAGACGAGCAAGAAGUGAACUACGUUGCUGGUCAAGCAGUAAUUCUAGUGAUGAAGAUAUUGUUGGUGAAUUUCGAUCAAUUCCUCAAAUUCUUCCAAAAAUGCAACCCAUAACACGAGCCUGGGGCUGUAGUGAAAGUAGCGAAGGAAGUGAUGAUAGCCUUCCUUGGGGUGGUAAUUCUUCCUUAUCGGCAAUAACACUACCAGAAGCUCCAACAAGAGAACAGAGAAUUCAAAGAUACAAAGAAGCACGAAGACGAGAGAAUGAAGCUAGGACUAAAAGAGUACUCGAAGAAGAUGCUAGAAGACGGAAAGCACGUGCUGAAGAAAACAACAAUGAUGUUUCCCGUUAUUCUAUAUUGAAAUUAAGAAGUAGGGCUUCCAGAGAGCAACAAGAUGAUACUUUUAAAAAUAAGUCAGUCGACUGUGUUGAUAGUGUUAGUUUAAGGCUGCCACCGAUUAAACCUGAGCCUCGUUUCCAGAGAAAUCUCGAAGACACCCGGAAUAAUAAUAAUUUAAGUAGAAAUUUAAGUAAUUAUCAUCAAGAAAAUUCAAAUAUUCUAGCGAAAAUCGAUUUAGGUGAACGUAGAAGUAGGACGAGAGAACGAAGGACUUUCAAGUUAGAUACUAAAAUCGACCGAGCACUUCAAGAUCGGUUAAAUCCAUCAGUAUCAAAAAUUCCGAUCUGUAGACAAACAAGAACUGCUUCGUCGCCCCAGAUUAGUGAUCAUGUGUCAACAAAAUUAAAAGAAUCUAAAGAAAAUUUAAAUACGAUGGAAAAAAAAUCUUCGACAACUGGUACAAAUGUUAUCUCGAUUUCUCUUGAUUCUCCUUGUGAAGAAGACGUUGCUAAAUUGCUGGAAAGGUGUCAGAGAGUCGAUCAUUAUGUUCCAGUAAGAGAGAAACUUACAUUAUUCGAGUCACUGUCGAGAUUGGGUGGAAGAUUGGCAAGAAGUACCGAAGAUCUUGGAAGAACAUCAUCUCAACCAAGUCCUAAGGGUAAACAAAGAGCAAGAUCUCUUCAUGACCUUAAUAGAGGUGUUAAAACUGUUCCAGUUCGUGAAAUGUGUAGGUUAUUUGAAGGAGAAAAAAAUGAAAUGAACAAUUAUAAUACAAACAAUCAUAACAAUUAUCAUAAUAAUCAGCAUCAUACUAGAGAGCAGUCGAGAAAUUUAGAUCCACCGUGUGUUAGAGCCUCUACAAGACGAAGACAAUAUCCAAAAUAACCAAAGAUAUAAAAAAAUAAAUUUUCCCAGUUUUGUGUUCAUUUUUUGUAUUUUUGUAAACUCUUUGUUUUACAUAAAAUUGUCUGUUUGCUACAUUGUUAUUGUUUGUCUGAUUAAAUUAUUAUUUUUAUCGUUAAUUUUCGGUUCAUUCAUAUAAGAGAGAUUCUAGAAUCACUGGAACGUAAGAUUAUUUCGUAACACUCGAGUGAAAUGAAAAGAGAAGGGGAAUAUGAUAGAGAAACCAGUCAUUUACAUUCUCCGGUACUUCUUUCUUCAGGGAAUGAGAUGUUGAACACCUGUACAAGUUGUUCUUUUUUUUAUUAGCUUAUUUGAAUUGUAAAAAUGAUUGAGAUAAAAUUAAAGGUGCUGCCAUGAAAAUAUUUGUACAAUGAGGCUUAAAUGUUAUGGUGCGCAUUUAUUGCUACUGUUAUGGUGUUUGAAAUUGAAUAUAAAUGUUAAUAAUAUUUAAUAAAAAACGAAAUAACGAUUCAACGUCUACCAUCGAAGUCUAUAAUCAUUUUUGCAUACUUCGUUUAUUCAUUCGUGUCUUUCUUGUAUUUUUCAAAAGUUAGUGAAUAGUUUUUUUUUGACUAAGAGUGGCAAAACCUAAAUAAAUCAAAUAAUAAAUAUAUAAAUGAUUGCAGAAUAAUUACAUGAGUUUAUAAAUAAGAAUAAAAAUGAAAAUGUAAAGAUAAAUCAUUAAAAUAAUAAUAAAGAAAAAAUUUACCAGCAAAACCCGUUAGGAUGAAGUUGAAGCAAGAUUGUGAAUCA